Haliotis rufescens (red abalone) is the source of this 6820-nucleotide messenger RNA. RefSeq names its product long-chain fatty acid transport protein 4-like. Gene Ontology annotation, molecular function: long-chain fatty acid transmembrane transporter activity; long-chain fatty acid-CoA ligase activity. The transcript is spliced from 11 exons. Bases 211 to 2208 code for a protein of 665 amino acids. The record is from RefSeq and is a predicted model, not a curated record. NCBI's taxonomy places the organism in Eukaryota, Metazoa, Mollusca, Gastropoda, Lepetellida, Haliotidae.
UCCACUUCCGGGAAAAACAAACUUGUCCCAGAUGCGAUUUGCUACUAGCGGUUGAUUAUAAACAUUGUCAGGCUAUUGUUUCAACAAGGAAGCUGAAUCAACCAUGCCGGAUCACGCAUGAUAAUCACGGAAGCCUGAACGCAAAUCACGAUUGACCUUGUGCUUGCACACGUGUGUCGACUUGGGCAACUUUGGACUUUGGAUAGCUUGAUGCAGGCGUCACGCUCGGCCGAGUUCUCGUUUGCUCGGAAGCUCAGUUCGGUUGUUCGUGGUCUUACAGGCAGCAUGUUGCGGAAAUUGGCAGCGUUCCUUGCGCUAGGUGUAACAUUGUCUUGUUACGUCGGGUUUAGCUGCUGCUUGACCACUGUCAUCGUGUUUUUAGUUUAUUUAUUGACAGGGGGACACAGAUUUGCUUUGGUGGUUUGCAGGACCAUUCGUCGAGAUCUGAAAGGCCUGUUUGUGCUCAUGAAAUUAACCUUAGGUGUGAGGUAUUAUCUCAGGAAGAAUGCAACUGUUCCAGCUCUAUUCCAAAACAAUGUCAAGAAGCAUCCCAACAGAGCUUGUUUCAUUUAUGAAGACAAGACUUGGACGUUCAAGGAUGUGGAAAAAUAUUCCAAUUCAGUGGCAAACUUUUUUCACGAGGCAGGAUACCAAAAAGGAGAUGUUGUGUCAAUCUUCAUGGAAAGCCGUCCUGAGUAUGUGUGUUUCUGGCUGGGCCUGUCAAAGAUUGGCGUUGUUGGGGCGCUCAUAAACUUCAAUCAAAGAGACAAGGCUUUUGCCCACAGUUUGAAUGUGUCACAGUCCAAAGGACUGAUAUUUGGAGGGGAACUAUCACAAGCGGUGAAGGAUGUACUCCCACUGCUGGAGAAUAACCUGUCUUUGUACAGCAGCGGUAGCCUAGCAACCAAUGACAUCACACCCAUCAACCUUGAUCAGAUGCUUCAGAAAAGUCCAACAUAUCCUCCCCACUAUACCCAGGGGUCUUUUAGAGAUAAGUUAUUCUACGUGUACACCUCCGGAACCACCGGCCUACCAAAGGCUGCCAUUGUCACCCACACCAGGUUUUACUACAUGUCCACCGCCAUCCGCCAUUUCUUCAGCAUCAGCUCCAGUGAUGUACUUUAUGAUACACUGCCCCUGUACCACACUGCAGGGGGAAUUCUGGGAAUUGGACAGGCGUUUAUAGGUGGCGUUACUGUUGUCAUACGCAGGAAGUUCUCUGCCAGUCAGUUCUGGAGUGACUGCACCAAAUACAACUGUACAAUUGCUCAGUAUAUUGGUGAAAUCUGUCGCUACUUGCUCCUCCAACCAUUUCGUCCAGAGGAGACUCAGCACCGGGUUCGUCUGAUGUACGGCAAUGGACUCCGGCCUCAGAUAUGGGCCGACUUUCAGAAGAGGUUUGGGGUCAAGGUUAUGGGGGAGUUUUAUGGCGCCACAGAGGGCAACUGUAAUAUAGUCAAUUUUGAAAACAAAGUUGGAGCUGUUGGCUUCACAACCCGCAUUGCCCCUUUCUUGUACCCAGUAACUCUGAUCCGCGUAGACGAGGACAGCGGGGAGCCCUUGAGGGACAGACAUGGGAUGUGUGUACAUGCUCAGCCAGGUGAGACUGGAGAGUUGGUGGGGAAGAUCGUAAAGGGCAACCCGCUGCGAGAGUUUGACGGCUACGUCAACAAGAAGGCAUCUGAGAAAAAGAUUGUCGAGAACGUGUUUAGGAAGGGAGACACAGCAUUCCUUACUGGAGAUGUGUUGAUGAUGGAUGAUUUGGGAUACAUGUAUUUCCGCGACCGAACAGGAGACACGUUCAGAUGGAAAGGAGAGAAUGUGUCCACGUCAGAAGUAGAAGGCACCAUCAGCAACGUCCUUAAACUGCAGGACGCCGUCGCUUACGGUGUGGAAGUCCCAGGGUACGAAGGUCGUGCUGGAAUGGCUGCCAUUGUGGAUGAGACGAACUCCAUCAACCUGGCUGACCUGAACCAGGCCCUGCAGCGGUCCCUGCCCCCAUACGCCCGGCCGGUCUUCAUCCGACUGACCAAGGAGGUGGACACUACAGGCACCUUCAAGCUGAAGAAGACAGAUCUGAGGAAGGAAGGGUACGACCCUAACGGUGUGAAGGACAGACUGUAUUACAUGAAUGCCAAAGCUGGGAUGUUUCAGCCCAUUACUCAACAAGUCUACAAAGACAUCUGUGAUACAAAGAUCCGAUUCUGAGCUGUACCUCCGAGUGUUUGGUUUGUGUGAAACGUCGGACUCUCACCACAACGUUCCAAGUGCAUUAAUAUUCAACCCCUCUUCAAGUUUGUACUGUGCCCCAAAUGAAGUAUAUUUUAUAAACAAACUGUUCUCCAAUAACUGUGGAUAUAGACUAUAUGAGAGCCUAAUAAUCAUUCUGUUGUUGGUUCUCCAUAGGUUUUAUUCUGUAGUAAUUAUGGUGUCUAUGGUAUAGAUAGGAGUAGUUUUAUAUGUUUUGUUAUGAGUACCGUAAUAUUUUUCAUAUUCAAGACUAAAGAGUGAAAUAUCAUAACUUAUGUCUUGUUAUGAGAAUUUGUUGACGUGUAGGUUUUAGUCUGCAAAGGACAGGUUAUGAUGUUCAACUGUUCGACGACUUGUCUAUUCUCAUUUUUGGACAGCCAGGGUGAUGGAGUGUGUAAGUGUUACCAACACGGGUGAUUUUCCAACUUCAAGAUAUAUCUAACUAUGAGCAAGUCUGUGACCCAAGGGGAAUUGUUUACCCUAUAUUUGUCUACGUCUAAGUACAUUAUCUUUGGUCAAAUUAUUGUUUAAUUUCAAAUACAAAUGAUUCUUGAAAACCUCUUUUUGACUCUUCUUAUUCUCACAUACACAAGUAGUAUUGUAAGUCAAAAACAAGAAAGUGUUGACAGUAAGAAUGUCUGGUUACCAUUCACAGCACACCCCUGAUAAGAUUUGCUCCUUUUUUAACUAUGAACAUACUGGAAGUAAAACACUCCCUUAUCAGACCUUGUCCUUUAUUUGAAUCUUGUUUGCAUGUUUUGGCAAUUUCUCGUAAUCGUUGAGUUCUCUUAUCCUGUUCAGUCUACCUCCAUUUUAUGACUUAGUACUGGUAGAUUUAAGAAGUGAGAAAACACAUCAUGUAGUCUAUCAGGCCUAAGAUGUAUAUACAGCCUGUAUCAAAAUCAUUAAUAGGGAGCAGCAGAGAGACAGUUAUCACAGCUACCAUUCCAACAAGUUAUUUGUAACAAUAUCAUCAACAAUUUUAUUAAAUACAGGCACUUGGUUAAAGUGUGAUAGAUUUAUUUGGUUUUUCAAUGCAAAUAUAAGGUAAACUUGUUUCUGAAUAUUGCCUUGCAAAUAUGGAGAACAAGGUAGUGUAAAUAGAGUAUUCAUCAUGAGUGGUUUUAAAUAUGGAAAAUAUCAAGAGAGUCUUAGUCGGUAUUUGCCGAGCCUGUGGUGAGUUUAAUUAAUUAACGAUGUUUUGUUGUUAGGCAUGUACUGUUUUUGCCAGCAUUUAGAUCAAAUGUUUUCAGGAAAAUGGCAUGUUUUCUCAGGGUUUUGGUACUCAGUGGAACUAAUGUUGUGAUGCAGCUGUUUGUUCCGUCAUGUUGAGAUACUGUAUUUGAAAUGUAUUGUAAGUCUGGUGUUCAUGUAAGUUCUACUGUGUUUUCUCUAUGUGCUUUCAACAUUUAGACCAAAUCACCAUGUCAUUUGUUAAUUUUUUAAAAGUUAAAAGUGUGUCUGUUGAAUUUGCUGUCUUAAAAAUAAGCUUUAAGAUGUUUUAAUAAGGAUGCGCAUACAACCAUUGUGAUAUUUCCAUAGCUUUUCACCUUGUAUGCCUGGAGUUUACAGAGGGUAGAAGUUUCAUUGACAUUUGUGGGAUCAGAACAUUUCAGUGACAAAUGUUUUUUGUAAUGGUAAUAUGUUAUACUCGUAUGUGCCAUGUUACUUUUUGAACUUGACCAGGAACAAAGUUAAUCCAGUUAUUUCAGUCAAUAUGGUUUAUAGAGACAUUUAUGGAACACCGUUCGGAAAAUAUCCAGUUUCUCUGGUUUAUGUAUACAUGGAUAUAAUACCUUAUUAUUCAAUAACCAAUGACAGAAUAAUCGGCAUAAUCAUACAAUUAUUGUACCCCGACCUUAAAGGGCGGGGGAUAUAUAGUUAUACUAAGGAAUUUCUUCAGUCUGUCCUUUGCGUGACCUACAACUUAAAAACUACUACAUUGUACAUUGAUUUUUUCAAACUUGAACACUUUUUAUACCUUUUGGAGAUGUGCAGUGCAAAGUUUGAUAGUGAUACGUGUAUUUUCUGAAAACGUGUGUAUUUCUUGUUGUGAACUUAGAACAUAUUUUUUAUUUCAACAUUUGUGCUACCAAUGACUUGAAAACUACUCCAUGGAUUCUUUUCCAAUUGAGGGAACACUUUCUAUACCAAAAGUUUGAUUUCGAAAAGUGUAUUUUUCUGAAAAAAUAUUGUUUUGAACUUAGAAAUAUGUUGGAGUCGAGGUUGGGGGUAUAAGUGAGCCUCCUGCCUUGUUAUAUAUGAAGAUAGUCCUGGCCCAUGGUCUGAAUAUGUUACGGGAUUGUAUACCAUAUGUUUCUCCAUUAGCGACAUGUCAUGUUUUCACCCCGGGCUGAUAUGGCUCGUCAAUGCAUUAGGCUAAAAAAAAUAAUAGUCUUAGUUGUCAGGCACUGCCCACAUCGUCACACAGUUACUUCCCUUUACAUGCACACUGCUUUACUGCGCAUCUCGUGUUGUGGUCAUGGCGGCAAUAGGACUUUGUAUGCCUGUUAAUAUAGGGAGGCCCUUUCCCAGGCUGAUGGUACACAACUGUUUAUUUUGGAACAUACCGGUACUAGUUCGAGCAAGCAAAAAAAACAACAAAAAAAACACCGCCCGCCCCCACUCUAAUUUCAAAAGUCAUUGCCUGAGAACCAAUUCUUUUAUUUAUUUAAGCCUUAUGAAUGGGCAAUCAACAUUAGCCCGGGUGCUAGGAAAUCAUAGUUGCGUCACUUUGUGCAUUUUCUGCUUGGUUGAUAUGGGAUAAUAGUAUUUGACAUAAACAUUUAUUUCAUGGAAUUCUUGUGCAGCAGUACUUCCAAUUUCGGUUACAUUUGGGGCUCCGCAUUCUAUCCAUUUCUGUCACAUUUUUUUCUCUCACGCUUUGAUCAAAUUCCUUUUAUACCACAACACACUGUGUUGGUUCACUGUAAGGUAUCUCAAUGUUUUCUGAUACUUUCUAGUAUUUCUUGCAUUUACAUGGUUCAAAAGUUGGAUAGAACACUCUUCCUCGGUUUUGGUUGAAAAUGUAAAACUAACAAUCUCUAAAUAUUGAAGCAGCAUGCAGAGUAGACGGGUCUGUUGCAUGCUGCAUGACAAAUAAUGCAGAUGUAACUAGCUUUCAAGCAUUAUGCAGAAUUAUGAAAAUAUUUAACAGUUAAUUUCACACCAUACCUUCAUGUGCGGUCAUAGCUGAGGUUGACAAUUACACAUCCUCAAAUCAAACGAUGUGGGUUCAAACUCUGCUGGCAACACAUGUUUUGGGAAUAAAAUUGAAAUUAUUCACUCGUCAAUAAAUGUAAAAAAUAAAAAAGACACAGUUUAUGGAUAACAACUUCUUUAAUACUGUAAAGUCGACGGUUCAGUAUAGAUCCUAUUACCUUUGUCAAGCAAGACAGUCUAAUCAUGAUAAUUGUUCAAAUCUCAUCGUGUACAUUUCAUUCAUGCCAAAAGAAAUCCUGUUUAUCUCAUUACCUUUUAUUUUGGUGAACGGACAGGACCACUCUAUCAUAUUUAAUACAUAAAUCACAGUCGUGUUUGACUUUCUGAUGUAUAUAUAAAUAAUGGACACAUGGAUAUAUUGUUAUCAAAGUGACAGCCUUCAGCUGACAGAAUGACUUUCUACCACAUUGACAUGACGAUCCCCUCCAGAACCUUCAGGUGAUGUGUUACAUGUAUUAACAACAUGAUCAGGAAAUCAGAGGGUUUAAUCCACUUUGAAUACAUUAAGCUGCUACCAUGGUUACACUUGAGGAAUUUAAGAGAGUUACAAUAUUUCAUUUUUGUCAAUUGAUGCAAUAGUUGCAUCACUGUAUUGCACCCCUGGGUGCCGUUGUACAAAACAACCUUAGCGGUGCAACUUUUUUAAGUCAAUGUUAAGAUGUGGGUUGCGAUCACCUUAGUUAUAAAAUCGCUUAGCACAACAGUACCCAGGUCUUAGGAUAUACUCAAUCAACACUCAAUAUAAUAAUAAUAAUAAUAUCAGGUGGUCAGACUCCGUGACUUAGUUUAUUGGGUGUCAAUGUACCCCAAGGGCAUGGAUCCUCUUAAUAGCAGUCACUGGAUUCUCUCCUCCAGACUGGAGUAUUUACAGACCACCAUCAUACCCAGGGACGAGAGUCUGCCACUGAUCCGUGAUUUUCCUUGAAUUUUUGGGAAAACAAAUUUGUUAAAAUCUGAUGGCUUCCCCCAUACACACCCUUAAAUUAUGGACCACGCUCCAUUGCAAAGAUGUUUCAGCUGGAAAUGAAAAUAGCCAUUCUCUUCCCUGUAUAGCUGGAAUAUUGCUGAGUGCAGUCUCAAACAACAAACACAUUGAUGAUAACUUUUGCAUCUUCACCAAGUGUACACAGUAUGUAUAAGCAUGUUGUUUGAUUUGGGUUGGUUUUGAGUUAUUAUUUUGCUCACCCUCAAGACAGAGGUGAUGUUUAUGGUGUGAAAAUGUGCCAGUAUGUUGUGUGACUGUAUUUAUUCAGAAAUGAUGAAUUUAUAAUCUCUAUCAGAUGUAGUUCUGUACAUUUGUAAAUAGAAGGAAAUCUAUCAUUUGCUAUGUAAUAAAUCUGUCUUUAUA